AAUACUUUCUGACAAAGGGAGCACGCUAUUUUCUUCAACACCAUGAUUCUGCAAUUUAUAUAUGAAAGCUUUGAUUUCAAAAGCUGGAUCAUUUUAAGUUUUGUUUUACUGCUUCUUGUAGAUAUCAUCAAAUACAGGAAUCCUUCCAGUUUCCCACCAGGACCCUGGCCCCUACCGUUUCUGGGAAAUGUCUUCACUGAGAUAGAUUUUAGGAACGUGAAUAAGUUGGCUGAAGUCUACGGGAACAUAUUCAGCUUAAGAGUGGGCAGUGAGAAAAUGAUAGUUGUUUCUGGAUAUAAAAUGGUAAAGGAGGCUCUUAUUACUCAGAUUGACAGUUUUGUUGACCGUCCAAUUGUCCCUUUGUUUCACAAAGUUUUUAAGGGUAUAGGUACGAUACUUAGUAAUGGGUACCUGUGGAGGAUGCAUAGGAAGUUUGCUGUCUCCCAUUUGAGGACCUUUGGAGAUGGGAAGAAAAGCUUUGAGCUCAGAAUACAAGAAGAAUGUGUUCACCUUUGUAAUGCCUUUAGGGCAGAAAAGGGACCUUUUAACCCCAUGGUCACCUUAAACAGUGCUGUCUCAAAUAUCAUCUCCUGCCUAAUAUUUGGACAACGCUUUGACUAUCAUGAUGAAUAUUACCAAAGAAUUCUGCGUCUUGACACUGAAUGCAUUCAGUUAAUUGGCUCUCCUAAAGCACAGUUGUAUAAUGUCUGUCCUUGGCUCUUGGAUUACUUCCCUGGCCCACAUCAGACAAUUUUUUCCAACUAUAAGCAAAUAACAGACUUCUUAAGAGAAGAGAUCAUUAAACACAAAGAGGACUGGGACCCUUUAAACCCACGUGACUUAAUAGACAGCUACCUGACUGAGAUGGAAAGGAAAAAAAGUGACCCUGAGGCUGGUUUUAACAUUGAAGGAUUAGUGGUGACUUGUCUAGACCUGAUUGAGGCUGGGACAGAAACCGCAACUACAACAUUGCGCUGGGGUCUGCUUUUUAUGAUGAUGUUCCCAGAAAUCCAAGAAAAGGUCCAGGAAGAGAUAGACAGGGUUAUUGGACAGUCACGUCAACCCUGUGUGGCUGACAGAGCUGAUAUGCCCUACACUGACGCUGUUAUCCAUGAGAUUCAAAGAUUUGGAGAUGUUGUUCCACUGGGAUUCCCUAAAAAAUCUGUUAAAGACACAAAACUAGGGGAAUACUUCAUUCCUAAGGGGACGUCUAUUACAGUAAACCUGUCUUCAGUCCUGCAUGAUCCGAAUGAAUGGGAAACCCCGGACACCUUUAACCCCAGGCACUUCCUGAAUGAAAAUGCCCAGUUUCAGAAAAGAGAUGCGUUCCUGCCAUUUUCAGCAGGUAAGCGAGCGUGUUUGGGAGAACAGCUGGCUCGUCAGGAGCUUUUCUUAUACUUCACCUCUCUGCUUCAGCGAUUCACCUUCUCCAAAUGUCCAGGAGAGGAACUCAGUCUGGAGGGAGAGAUAUGGUUCACAUAUACUCCUGCUCCAUACCGUAUAUGUCUGUCCUCACGUUAGAGGAUACACAUACAUUUUUUAUAGCAUGUUUACGGAUAUCUGCUAUGAUAGAAUAUCUAUUAUGUAAGUAAUUAUUCAUGUUACCAUUUAGUACACUGCUACUUAAUACUAAUAAAAUGUAUGAGAUAUAUUACACGCAUAUCUAAUGUAUUAAUAAAAGUUGUAUGCUACAUAUGAUUUGCUGUGUCAUUUUGAUGUAACUAGAGCACAACUGGGCAUGUAAUUUUUCACAAUAGAUAGCCAAAAUGUCAAAAUGCAGCAUCAUUGUGAUAGUCAUGCACCUUACUUAGGUUCAAGUUAAUAAUUCACCCUGGUAAUCUGUAAUAAGUUUGCAAUUAUUGUACAAAUUAACAUCUACCAAAGUAUAUGAAAGCAAAGUAAAAAGACAAGCCAAAUGAUAUUACUGUAUGUACAUGCAAGAUUAAAGAAAAAACUAUUAACACAGUUUGAAAAACCUAUAGGUAAAUGUAGACAUGUCAGGCAGAACAGUGGUGUUGCCUAAUGCCUUAUGUAAUAUGUAAUAUCUCUGUCCUCCUUUCAAUUAUUUCAACGCG
This is a messenger RNA of Puntigrus tetrazona (Sumatra barb), 2075 nucleotides long. Its product is annotated as cytochrome P450 2J2. Gene Ontology annotation, molecular function: heme binding; iron ion binding; oxidoreductase activity, acting on paired donors, with incorporation or reduction of molecular oxygen, reduced flavin or flavoprotein as one donor, and incorporation of one atom of oxygen. The coding region runs from base 43 to 1521 and encodes 492 amino acids. NCBI's taxonomy places the organism in Eukaryota, Metazoa, Chordata, Actinopteri, Cypriniformes, Cyprinidae. The record is from RefSeq and is a predicted model, not a curated record. Gene Ontology annotation, biological process: xenobiotic metabolic process. Gene Ontology annotation, cellular component: intracellular membrane-bounded organelle; cytoplasm. The transcript has 9 exons.